AUGACGCUUACUAUCACGUGUUUAGCAUUGACUUUUGGGGCAGCAAUUCUUGUAUCUGCAGUGUCAUCAAGUGCUACGGGAGAACCAAUUCCGACAAAUGACAAGAGGAAGCUGAAAAGUGCUUUUGAUUUUGGCGAUGUGCUGGGUUUAGAGCUGAAGUCGUGCUCGUGCAAGUCGAUACGGCGUCCGUGUGUCUUCAUCCAUGGACAGGGUAUUCAACCUGAGUUAGCAGACAACCAAGACUCGUUUCCUCGCUACUGGGGUGAUCUGUCUGAACACGCCCCGUGCUGUUUGUCCAUGAAAUAUGCAAGGCUAGACACGAUAAACAAUUAUUGGACUAGCAACGCACUACAGCAAGCAACCUGCCACCGAGCUCUUGCUAUGAGUAGUUCUAGCACGAAAUCUACAAUCAAAGACACAAUCGUUAUUGCCCACUCGAUGGGAAAUCUCAUGUUGGCUGGAGCAAUUGCUAAUGGUCUAUGCGAGCUUGAUUCAAGCUCGACGUGGGUGGCUAUGUCGGGACCGAUGAAAGGAAGCAUGGCGUCAGACUUUAUCCAAAGCACUUGUGCUGGAAACGCGAGCAGAAUCCUCAAAGAUAUUGGUGAUCUUGUGGGAAAAUGCCCUCCAAAGAAAUCAAUUAUAUCGGUGGCGUACGAGGGCGGGAGUUACAGCUCCAAGAAAUUAGACGCUGCGUAUAAAGCUGCACAGAAGGUCUACCGUGACAAAGUGUACGCUGUCAUGUGCGGUGUAAGCUCUUCUGGACUCUUUUCCACUUACCAAUUGAAGUUUAUACUAUCUGACAGCCUUAUUCCCCACAAGUCGGACAAGAACGAUGGCGUGGUUGAAUUCCAGAGCUGCGCCGGUGGAAUUCCAGAUGAUAAAUUUGGCGACACUUAUCGUGACCGCUUCUACAGGGCUGAGCUCAACCAUUUUGACAUGGAGUUUUUUGCGGGUGAUUCACUUUUACGAAACGACGCGAAGAUGCCAGUGAAAUGGUUUGAAUGCCUGCUAUAA
This is a messenger RNA of Peronospora farinosa, 1014 nucleotides long. NCBI's taxonomy places the organism in Eukaryota, Oomycota, Peronosporomycetes, Peronosporales, Peronosporaceae. The record is from the annotation of a GenBank genome assembly.